AAAGAAUCAAACAGAGAUCAAUUUGUAAGAAGAAGAAGACAGUUUCAGUGAUUAUGAAUCCGAUUUCAUCCAGGCUCACCUCAUCCUCUCUUCUCCCUAUCCCUCACUCAAUCUCCCUCAUCUCCGCCAUGUCCUUCUCCUCAUCUUCAGGGUCUCCGAAAGUCCCUACCUUUACUAAGGAAGACGAACAAGAAGAUAACCUCAAACAAGCCCUCAGAUACCACAACCAGACAAAACACUCCUUCACCAAUUACGCAAGAGGCCCUCGUGGUCUCGACUGGGCCAAUCAACCAAACCCUUUCCGCAGAUACCUCUCUUCCCCUCUCCUCCCUCUCCAACACGACGAGGAGGGCCCACACCACUCUGUUCUCUACUCCUCUCUCUUCUCCUCUCUCCCUCCUCCAAAACCCAUCUCCCUCUCCACAGUCUCUCACCUCUUCCUCCACUCCCUCGCUCUCUCCGCCUGGAAAACCACCGGCUCUUCCACCUGGCCUCUCCGCGUCAACCCCAGCAGCGGUAACUUACACCCCACGGAAGCUUACCUCAUCUCUCCACCCAUCGCUUCACUCUCCGACUCCCCUUUCGUGGCUCACUACGCUCCAAAGGAGCAUUCUUUGGAGGUUAGAGCGAACAUCCCGUCUACCUUCUUCCCCAAGUUCUUCCCUGAGAACUCUUUCCUCAUCGGUGUCACUUCAAUCUUCUGGCGUGAGGCUUGGAAGUACGGAGAACGUGCGUUUAGGUACUGUAACCAUGACGUGGGUCACGCUAUCGCUGCUCUUUCCAUUGCAGCUGGAGAGAUGGGAUGGGACUUGAAGCUUCUUGAUGGUUUAGGAAGUGAUGAUCUCGAGAUGCUAAUGGGUCUCAGUAAAGGUAAGUUCUUGGAGAUUGAGUCUGAGCAUCCUGAUUGCUUGCUUCUUGUUUUCCCCAAGGGAGGAGCUAGAGAUGUUAUUAACAUAGAUUACAAAGGAAUAAGCUCUGCAAUUAGAGAAGGGUUCAAUACUCUUGAGUGGAAAGGGAGUCCUAAUGGCCUGAGUAAAGAGCAUUUGUGUUGGGAUAUUAUCUACAAGACAGCUGAAGCAGUUAAGAAGCCUUUAUUGGUCUCAAACUCUUCUUCUUCAAUAGAUGCUUCUUCAUUUAGAGAGAGUGGUGUGUUUAGCAGGGGUUUGUAUAAGGAGUUGACAGUGAGUCAAGUUGUGAGGAUGAGAAGAAGUGCAGUCGAUAUGGACGGUGUUACUUUUAUAGACAAGUCUGUGUUUUACCAGAUGUUGAUGCAUUGUCUUCCUUCUGGUUCCAACAAGGGAGAGCCGCAAAGAGAGCAUCUUGCACUGCCCUUUCGAGCUCUUCCUUGGGAUUGUGCUGAGGUUCAUCUUGCUCUGUUUGUGCAUAGAGUUUCGGGUUUGCCCAAGGGUUUGUAUUUUCUAGUGAGGAAUGGGGAUCAUCUAGGUGAUCUCAAGAGAGCUAUGAGGUCUGAAUUUGAGUGGAGGAGACCUGAUGGAUGUCCUGAUGAUCUUCCUCUGUAUAUGCUCGCCGAGGGUGAUUGUCAAAGGCUGGCAAAAGGAUUAUCAUGUCAUCAGGACAUUGCAGGGGAUGGGUGCUUCAGCCUUGGGAUGGUGGCUCGGUUUGAAUCAGUGAUGAGGGAGAAGGGGUCAUGGAUGUACCCUCGGCUGUUCUGGGAGACGGGUGUUAUUGGGCAAGUUUUGUACUUGGAAGCACAUGCAAUGGGGAUCUCUGCAACUGGAAUAGGAUGUUAUUUUGAUGAUCCGGUUCACGAGGUUCUUGGGAUUAAAGACUCGAGCUUUCAGAGUCUGUACCAUUUUACUGUGGGAGGUCCGGUUUUAGACAAGCGGAUCAUGACUCUUCCUGCUUAUCCUGGUCCAACCAGUGCUGUCUAAGAUUAUACUCUUUAAGUCUUUGUUGAGAAUUGAGAUUGUAAACAAAUCUUGUUUAAAUGAUUGACAAAAAAAAAAAAUCUUGUUUUGGUGAUUUAUAGUGUAAUAAAAGAUACAACUUACAUGAAGUCUGUUCCAAACAGGUUCUUUAAAGAGGACACCCA
Messenger RNA from Eruca vesicaria subsp. sativa (arugula), 2053 nucleotides. The record is from the annotation of a GenBank genome assembly. NCBI's taxonomy places the organism in Eukaryota, Viridiplantae, Streptophyta, Magnoliopsida, Brassicales, Brassicaceae.